CAAAUAAUCAGGGUUGCCAGAUUUUAUAACAAAAUAUAACGAGGCGCCUUCUUGUUUUACAUUGCAAAAGGAGAAUUGCAACGUUCCCACCUGGCAACCUCGUUCACCUCCACUGUAAACAUCAGAGCAGGCACGGUCCUCCACAAUCCAAACCAUGACAACAACGUGACCAAUGGACCACAGCAAGUUCGGAGCUAGAUCAUGAAUGACAAACUAGUCUUCUUGGGCCUGCUGUACUUUGUCCAGGGUAUCCCCUACGGUCUUCAAUCCUCCCUGCUACCUGUCUACCUGCGUGGAGCUGGCCAUUCCCUGACACGCAUUGGCUUCACUAAGAUCCUCUAUUUCCCAUGGGUCCUCAAGGUGCUUUGGGCUCCUUUGGUCGACAGGAUUGGCACAAAGCGCCGCUGGCUGGUGGCGACAGUGUCUGGACUGGCACUGACAUGCCUCUUCAGUUCUGUUCUUGCUCCAGAGAUGCACAUUUGGGGAGUAGCAGGGACCCUGCUUGCCAUGAACACCCUGGCCUCCGUUCAAGACAUUGCAGUGGAUGGUGCCGCCGUGGGGCUGUUGAAAGGUCGCGGGGAGCUGGGAUUGGGUAACACGGCCCAAGUUGUGGGCUACAAAGCUGGAUCGUUGUUUGCCGGAGGCGGGCUGCUGGCUGUGAUUGACGUGGCCGGGUGGAGUUGGAUGUUUUUGUUGCUAACUUUCGUGUACGCAGGUGUGGCCCUGUUUGUGUGGGGAGCUCCUGUGUUGGAUGAGGAAACUUUGAGGGGCCAGCAGGCUGAUGGUGGCAAAAGAGGAGGACAGGUAGUUGAUGCUAUGAAGCCAUGGAGUGUGUGGAGGAAGAUGCUGGCAGUCCCGGGCACUACUUGGACGGUCCUCUAUGUGCUCACAUACAAACUAGGUGAGCAGGGUGCAGUCACUAUGUUUCCCCUGUUUCUUUUGGAUCACCACAUGACCGCCAGGGAGCUUGGCUUCUGGAACGGCGUCAUCGCCAUGGGUUUCUCCAUCUGUGGGUCAUCACUGGGAGGCUUGCUGCUAGCUCAGUUCAGCAUUGGUGCUCUGAUGCGGCGGGUCUUUGUCUUGCGGACUGUCAGUAUGGUCUUCCAAAGCUCUUUACUCACUGUGCUGGAACCGUCGCCUCUCAUGAAAGGUAUGGCCAUCUUGAGUAUGAGCGCUCAGCACUUCCUGGGCGGUCUGAUCACCACGCUCACCUUUACGACCAUGAUGCAUUGCACUCAAAGGGCUGAGGAGAGCAUACAGGCAACCCACUACAGUUUUCUGGCCACUCUGGAGGUACUGGGCAAGCUGACGUUCAGUGCUCUGGCCGGGUGUGUGGUGGACUGGUUUGGUUACCAAGUGGCCUUCCUCCUCUUCCUCACCCUCUCUGCUGGAACAGCCUUGCACGUGUGGACGGCGACCUUCACUGGUGCUCUCAGGGAACACCAACUCAAAGAGCAGCCAAAAUAAGUAUCAAGAUCUGGGCUAAGUCCACACACAGGUAUUUUCAAAAUGUAUAAUGUAGUGUGUCACAUCUGCCAGGUUAGAAAUAUAUACAGUAUAUCGUACGGCGUGUUAAAAAAUUUGAAAUGUAAUCAUUAAUUCAUUAACUGCUCAAAAAGAAAUUGAUGCACACAAGGCAGUAACACCAUUACGACAAUUGGAGAUAAAAUCUAACUAUUUAAAGAUUAAAUAUUUAAAUGAGAUGAUUAAAAAAGUCUUUAUUCUGGCUGAAGUUGUCUGAAAGCUUUGGUCAAAAUUGAAUACAAAUAAGUACUUUUUAAAAAAUACGUGUUUGUGGACAUGGUCAUAACGGGUGCUUUAAAGUCUUAAAAACAUGGCUGCUAGUAUCCAGAUGAACGUGGAUAUUAAAAAGAACCUUCAAAAUGUUGUGACAUUGAAAUUAGUAUAUUUUUUAAAGAGACAUUUCUCUGUAACCCGUUUUAUUUUCUUAGCAAAUUCACUACAGUGUAAAAAAAAACAUUGUGUGACAAGCGUGAUGAUUUUGUGUGAUAAGCGGAGGCUUGUGGACUUACUGUACUCACUGUGCUGACAGUUGAGAUCCAGAAAAUUACAGCUCUUUAACUAAGCGAAGUAUUUUUAUUUUUUAAUAGUCUUAACAUUAAGAGCUUUAGCCAAAAGCAAUAUUGCAAGCCUCCCUUGUGAUGCUCUAUGUAUGAAUAUGCAUUUAUCAUUUCUGUGGAUUACGGUUGUAGUAAUUGAGUGUACUACCUCGUAUCGACAAUGUAUGGUAAGACACACAAAAUGUGAAGUAACAGACGCACAAUGUUAACAAAGCAGCAACUGUCCACCAGAGAGGGUGUGUAGGAUGUCCAGAUGUAAAAGAAAAAAAGAGCAUUGCUUGACAGAUACUCAAUUUGUAAGUUAGCAGUCUGCACCUUCAGCUGUAGCACAACUCAACUUAUCACACUGCAUGGUGCCAUCUUAGAGACAUCUCAAUCAACUCAGCAAUAAGCCUGUUCUUUGAAACUUGAAAGACCAUUGUUACCCUUUUUUGUUACCUAAGGUUUGUUGGUUUAUCUUUUAAAAAAAAUUAAAAUAAGUGCACUGUAAUAUGUAAAAUGUAUUGUAACCCUCCAUGGUACUGUAUACAAUGUAACUUGUCAGGCUUACCUGGGAUGUUUUCCUCGGAGGCUAAAAGUAAUGCAAACAAAUGUAUCAUAGCAAAGUUAGUCUUAGCUCUGAAGCCAGGAUUCAUUCUAAAAGUCAACUGCUUUUACAGCACAACGUUAAUGCAUGUCUACAAAGGAGUAUAAAGACAACAUUGAAAAUAAAUCAUAUAUGAUGACAAAAGUAGAAAUGACGUAAUACUAGGAGGGGAAAGUAUGACUUGUAUAUAUUGAUAAUAUUAUGUGGGAAAAAAAAUUGAAUAUUUGCCCACUUUAAGCAUAAAGUUUCACAAACAAUGAAACAGUCAUGGACACAAUAAGACUUGUUUAGUUUUUCUCCAUGUAUUGCAGCUUUUUCCCACAGUCCAAACACAUGCAUGCUAAGUUAAUUGGAGGUACUAAAUUUUCCAUUGGUGUAGGGAUGGGUACUGUUCACAUUAGAAUCGAUACUCUACCAAUUGUCGGUAUCUUAAACUCGAUGCCGGUACCUAACUGUUCCAAUUGUCUGUACCUUUGUGUCUGUUCAUGUUCAAUGUUUGUUUAAUAAUACAAUUUAAUUGUUUUUAACAUUUAACAGUGAGUUGACAAUAACUGUGCUGUCCAUUUGUUAUAUUGUGAUUUCUUAGACUUCUGAAUCUCAUUUGCACAUAUUAUAUAGUAGACCUUGCAAUUUCAAAACGUUACAUGGCAGUAGUGUAUAGCCUACUGUGUGUUGACUAGCUAGAUAGUCUUAUGUUGCACCGUAGAAAUUGUUAAUACUGUAAAUAUUGUACUUAUUACUAGGGGUGUAACGGUAUGUGUAUUUGUAUCGAACCGUUUCGGUACGGGGGUUUCGGUUCAGUUCGAAGGUGUACCGAACGAGUUUUCACAUGGACAUAUUAAGUAACAUACCGCACGUUCUGUAAACAAUGCAAUGCUCACCGAGGCACAACACACAGCAUGCUAGCAACGACCGGGCUACGAUAGACUGACCAUACGUCCUCUUUCCGGGCGGAGUUUCUUAAAUGCCUCAAAUGUCCGGCAUUUUGAGUUAGGGUUCCGUGUAUUAUCAAUGUACGUUAAGGGUUAAGAAGGGGUUAAAAACAAAACAAAUUGUGCGCGUAGCAGCAUUCGUGAGGGAGGGGCAAAGACAGAGAGCGCGAGAGAGUUAUGAUAAACGUGCAUGCGUCGCCAGGCUCUGCUUUUUAGCCAUAGAUUUAUCAGAUUACAUUUUUUAUUAUCUAUAGCAGGGGUGUCAAAAGUGUGCCCCGGAGGCCAUUUGCGGCCCACAGCUAACGUUUUAAAGGCCCACGACACAUUGUAAAAAUACUAUUAAAAUCAACAAAAACAUAACAAAAGUGAAAUAAAAAAGCUUAAAGGUUGAAUGUAAUUUAGAAAAAGUUGCAAUGUUGACUAAUAAAACAAAGCUGUUUUUUUUUCUUUCAAACUGUCAUUGCUCUAAACAUAAUAUUGAAUCAAAAUCAAUGUUAUUAUGAAUUAUUGACCUAUCCAAGGUUCCGAUUACUUCACAUCAAAUAUUCCACUAAGAAAAAUAUUUUUGGUGGAAGAUUUUACAAAUUUGGUAAAUAAAUAACCAAAAAAUGUAUAUUUUGUUGUUUUCUUCCUGUACCGAAAAUGAACCGAACUGUGACCUCUAAACCGAGGUACGUACCGAACCGAAAUGUUUGUGUACCGUUACACCCCUACUUAUUACACAUCACAUGUUUGAUUGUAACGUGCAUCUUAGUUGUUGUUUUCAUUACCAAAUUUGGAGGUGUUAAAAAUCACCAUGAAAAAUCGCUAAUCAGUAGCAUGUCCAAUAUAAAUUAGCAUCGAGCGAGCACAUUUUGAUUAGUGGAGCUUACUGUACGUUCAAGUAUUUUCUAUCAGGCAUACAUGCUUUGUUGGCAUAGAAAAUUACAACAACAAGAGGCAGUCCGACUCAGUCCCUCUUGAGUGCUGCUUGAGUGCUUGUUUGCCCACCAAGUGUUUGAGCCGGCCAAGUCUGCAACCGGACGGGACGUCACGUGCAACAAAGGUAUCAAAUACUGCACCGUUUGAUUUUAUGUGAAUUGAUACCGAGUAGAAUUCUGAAUUCAGUCGGUGAUGAUAAAAGUACAGAUUGGUACCCAUCCCUACACAGGUGUGAACAUGAGUGUGAAUUACCGUUUGUCUAUGUGUUCUGUGAUAUCAGCUGGGAUAAACUCCAGCUCACCUGUGACCUGGAAUAGGAUACAUGGUGAAAAAAAAAAAAAGGAAUUAUAUUUGGUCAGCCUCAGCAACUGCUCAGCUGCUAUAUUAUUGAUCUUGAAAACAUAAAAACUGCUUAUUGUGUUUUGGCCAUAAUACUUGUUUGUAGACAUCACGCCUACAAUUACUAGCGUUCUGUCAGUAAUCCUCUGACUUGUUGCAAAGCACAUCUCUUAGCUCAACUAUUGUCAGGUUGGCACAUAAAUAAAAUAAAGAAAACUGCUGGGAGAAUUUUGCAAUUUUGUG
Molecule: messenger RNA, 5102 nt
Organism: Entelurus aequoreus (snake pipefish)
Lineage: Eukaryota; Metazoa; Chordata; Actinopteri; Syngnathiformes; Syngnathidae
Gene: slc33a2
Product: major facilitator superfamily domain containing 3
Exons: 6
Coding region: 202-1467 (421 amino acids)
Biological process (GO): transmembrane transport
Cellular component (GO): membrane
Molecular function (GO): transmembrane transporter activity
Source: RefSeq, a predicted model, not a curated record